ACUUUAUCCAAAAAUAUGUUUACUUGUGGGUGUAUAAGGAAAAUCUAUUAAUCCCAAUACUAAGAACUAGAGAAAUGAGAAUAUAUAACAGACUGUCUAGGAAAUGAUAAUUGAAUAUUUAGCACCAAAGGUUUAAAUAUUCUAUAAGGGACCAUGGUUGCGCCAACUAACAAUUUUGGUAUCCAGUAUCCACUAAAUACGUAAGCUGCACCCAUUAAGAAAUAAUGCGAAUUCGAAUCUGUUUAAUGUAAGGUUUAAAAGUUGCAGAUAAUUUAUUUUCUUGUUCUUUGUUUUUUUUUCUAGGUCCAUCAUGAAGUUGACGAUUUAUAUUUGUCUUUUAAUUUCUAAUAAACCACAGAAUAAAAUUGCAAAAACGAUCUAACCACUUCCAACUAAUCUUUGAUUCUUUAAUUUGAAUUUGUUUGUGGUAGUUAAUAUUUGUGAUUUGUGUUAUUUUAUUCUAACAGUUAUUUGUACAUUGUAAUCUUUAUUGUACGUGGUAGAGCAGUCGUAGAGCGUAAUUUAGAACUAUUCUCAAAAUAUGCCCUCCAUAAUAUUAGAAGAAGCAUUUUCUAUGUGGAAAAUGUUCAACGAAUUUGUGGAAACACUGAUUAAACCUGGACCAAUUGAUAGAAAUAUGAUACAAAAGCUUGCUAAUAUGGUUAUGUCCAAGGAAUUUUCCAAGACUUUCUUGUAUAGUAAAGAACCCGAUUUGUCAUUUGAAGAGUACAAUGAGAUAUUGAGCAAAUAUCAAUCUUUCGCAACCUGGCUGCUUGGGCAAUUUUUUUACCUAUUAACUUCUGAUGAGAAAAUUGUAGUUGAUGCUCAGUUGUGUGUGCUAGAACAACUUGCAAAAACUCAGUUGCAUAUUUAUGGGCACCUGGCUAAAGAGUACAAGAAAGCUUUUGAUUCACUGGUUCAAUUUUUAAAAAUACCAAGUGAAAGCCUGAUGUUAGAAGUUUUCAUUCCUAAUAAGAACAAGGAACUGGAUGAGAAACUGAACUUAAAAACAAAAUCAGUUGAACUUCUAACUAGAGCAACCUGUUUUGACCUGCUGAAGAAACUGUUGAAAAUCUUGAAGUUCAUUUUAGUGGAAAGUGUUUCAUUCCACAUCUUAGAUAUUACAGACUAUAGUGUUUUAGACAGUUUGUUGUAUUUGUGUUCCAAUGGUUAUUUUCAUUUGGAGAUUUUUGAGAUAUUUAUCAGUGUAACAGAUAGAUUGAAUUAUCAUAUAGAUGAUUGGGAUCCUGCCUUUAUGGAACAUAUUCAAUCCUAUUUUUCAAUCACUGAACAGUUGGUGUAUAACUUUUAUAAUGGCCAAGUUAGCAACAUUAACAAACAGAAGCUUGAGGAUUUGUUAGUACUGUUUUUAAACUUACCCCGAACUUUACAAGGCACUAACCUAAUACAAAUCCAAGAAAGACUGUCAGUUUUCUUAAUUAAAAUAAGCCUUGAGAUUCAAAAUGAUAGAACUAUUUGUCCCUGUGAUGCUGUCCAAACAGUGUGUGUAUUAAAUUUUAUGAAACCCUUAUAUUCUCUUAGAAAGACUUUUGAUGAUUUUAUUGCUCCAAUAAUUGAUUUAAAAAAUGCAGUCGCAUUUCAAUGCAUAAAGAACAUUUUAAUACUCGAACUGGCCGGUUAUUUUGAACAAAAAAAUCCACAUAGUGUACUCAAUGUAUAUGAAAGAGGUGUUAGCAAAACAUGGAACAUGUUUUAUAACACAUUGUUAGGGAAACUAAAUAACUAUUGUUGCAACAAAAAGUGUCAGUUGGAUUCUAUAUUGCAUUUUUUAAAAGAUAUUACUAGAGCAUUAUUUGAAAUAUCUCUUGAAUUUAGGAAACAUCACAAUACUGCAUACCUUCCAACGUUCUUUAAUGAAAGUGUGGUGCUACCUCAAAUUUUAGCUAUGUUGUCAGAACAUUGGACCAAGUGCAAUGAGAUCUUGAAUACACACCAUUUUUUAGACUUACUUAUAAAUUUGAUAGCUGUUUGUAAUAGCAAAAAUUUAGAUCUUGUAUAUCAUUUGAUAGCAUGUAAUCUACUAGUCCCAACCUGCUAUAAAAGUGAUUCUCAAUUGCCUGAGCAUUUUAUAGGAACUGUGGACAGAGGCAAAUUGAAGGCAAAUCUCAAAAUAGUCUAUUCACAUUUAUUGAAGGGUCAAGCUUUAAGUAAAGUUGAUGCUAUAUCUAGGUUAAAUCAUUUCUUUUUAAUUGUAUCAAGUGGAACAAUUUCAAAUUUAAAUUACACCCAGAUUGAACAAAUUGAAGUCUUGCACAUGAAGAUUAUGAAACAAGUUUGUGAUAACGGCGAUGAUGUUUUGUGCAAGGCUCUUGAAAGUGUACCCCAUCUAAUGAGUUUGUUUUCUGAUACGGAUCGCAUAAUUUCAUGCAUCUUACUACCUAUACUGAUGUCAUCAACGAAAGUACAAGUUUUAGAGAAAGCUCUUUCCAUUUUGCCAAAUGUUAUGUGUGUAUCAUACAGUGAUUAUUUGAAAGCUAUAACUCCAAAAGCGGUAGAAAUCAUUUGUGCAGAAUGUAAAUUGGAGCAUGGAGGCGACACCAUAUUACAGAUACCAUUUUCAAAAAUUAAAUCCGAUCUCUCUGUGAUAUUCAGCCAAAUUCUGAAGUGUCUUAUGAAUUUUUUGAUUAACGGAAUCUCUGAGGUAAAAAUUAUGGCAUUGGAGGCAUUGCCUUAUUUAUGCAGACACAUUGGUAAGAUUUAUACCCCAGAAAUCACAAAAAUCUGGAUUGAACUUGCUGGGAAUUGCAAUUCUGAUGUUAGGAACAAAGUUAAGGAAGUCAUAUACAGAAUUGUUCACUGUGGUCAAGAUAACUUUGCAACCCAUGAAAGAAAAGACACGAUGGAAAUAAUUUUUGAUGUUCUUAUGCGAUUGCUAAAGAAGUCUUUGCAAUAUUCAGAUUACGAGUUGCAGUUGUCUUUAAUAUUAACCAUUGAUGAGUUAGGCGCCGUGGAUAUGGAUUGGAUAAAACUGGAAUGCCUGAAGAUCUUACUGUAUGCCGUCAUGGUUCCAUCCUCUAUCCACUAUCUCAUAGCUAUAAAUAAAUGUUUGAAACUUUCAAAGAAGGAUGAUUCGGGCAAAAUGAUCUUGUAUAGACAACACCCCGAAGAGUUAUGUGAAAGGAUCAUACAUUUGUGCUAUGUGAAUUUGUAUUUGGUGGACUAUUCUUUUCGCGACUCUCUAGUUAGAGUGUCCAUAAUGUUGGGUUUUGACGGCGUGGGUGAUUUUGUUUCCAAAGAGAGCAUAUAUUUGUUACCUUAUUUGGUAGUUAAAAGUGUCAAGUACUCUAAAGUAUCCAGCCUCAUUAGUGAAAUGGCUCAAAUUAUGGAAGUUGAGAUAUCCGAAUUAUUAUCUCGGAAGUAUGGCAACAUAUUUUUGCACGUGUUCCUCGGGGAUAUGGAUAAAGCGCAGUCCAAAAAGUGCAUGCUCUAUUUAGAAAAGGCUACCGCAUUGAGUGGGCCAAAAUUAAGAAAGAUGAAUAUCAAAGUGAUUUUGAAUGAGCUGUUGCUUCGAUUCAACGAAAAGAAGGAGAAAGUUUUAACGAUACUGAACCUACUUCUCCAAGAAGACUGUGGCUUAAAUUCGGCCUCAAUUCCCGAUUACAUCCAAUCAAAUUUUCUGGCAUUCCUGUUGUAUUUCGAUCUAGAACUGUCCUCGGACUAUUCUCAAAAGGAGAAGAUUCUGCAAAGCCUAGCGGACUUACUCCAAUUUCUUGGUCCCGGUCGAAUAGCACCGUUACGAUUUAAAAUCAUCGCAAUGCUGCAGACGACACACUUUAACAAGUAUUCGAGUUUGGUUUGUAAAGUGUGGGAUACUUUUGUGCGAAACUGCGAAAUGGAAUAUCUCGGGCCGCAUCUGGCAACCAUUUUCAUUUCUAUGCUUGGGUUAAUAGAACACAAUCCCACCGAAGUCAAUCACGUACUAGAGUAUUUGAUCGUCCAUAACGAAAACCAUCUUAAAGAAAAUAUACUAGACUUGUUUUUCAUUAGUAACAGUCACAUAAAACCGACGGUUCUAGCGGUGAUCAACAAACACCUGAAAGAAGUGGAGAAUUAUUCGCUGAAGCAGAAUAUCACCAGAUAUUUAAAAUAUUUGAAGCACGAUACGUUGGAGGUGCGGAUCCAAAGUUUGAAGCAGUUGAGGGAAUGUUUGGAACGUAAUCGCGAAGAACUCGAUCAAAUGAUUCUUGGCUACAACGGUAUGGACGCUUGCAUAGUCGAACUGAUAGAUGAUUUAACUAUAGGUUGUCGAGAAAAAGAUCUGACUCUCAAGUUAGCUUGCGGCGAAAUAUUUGGCGAAUUGGGUGCUAUCGAACCCAGCCACUUGCCUAGGAGGUAUAUUCAAGAAGUAAAUUCUUUUAUAUUCUUUAUCACCGAUGACGCGUUCAUAGAGAGCUGUUUAUUGGAACUGCUCAAGGCGUUCCAGACCGACAAAAACGCCAGGAACACCGACCGGGUGGCGUUAGCGAUUCAGGAAAUAUUAAAAAUAUACGACAUAUCGCCGACUGUCACCAGCUCUCGUCAUUUCUUAUGGAAAAAGUUUUCCGAAAGCCACCGCGACGUAAUGACUCCGUUAUUAUCGUCCAAGUAUAUUUGUGUUGAAAAGAGCACGGUUUAUCCUUGUCCAGUUUAUGGGACCUCCGGAGCAGCUUCUUUCCAAACUUGGUUGUACAACUGGGCUUCGUGCCUGAUAGGAGUCCUACCCGAGCAGCGAAAGUCGCUGAUCCAAAGCUGUUUCCCGAGCAUGAAACUGAACAAAAAAAUUCUGAUGCAUUUUCUGCCGUAUAUUUUGUUGCAUUCACUUAUAGAAGGACAAGGAGACGACAGAGCUUAUUUAGAAUUCCGCACGAUAAUAAACUCCUACAAUACGAAAACCGUCGAUUCGAAAAUCUUUAACAAUCGUCCUUUGCGUGUUCCUGGUUUGACUCCAGUAAUUCGGGAAAUACCGGCAGACGACGACAAACAGAUGCAGUGCACCAAGGUAAUGUUCGUGCUGCUGGAUUUUCUGGACCGCUGGAUUCGUGAGUGGAGAUGGGCGAAUGGUAAAUCGGCCGGCUCCGAUGAAAACUAUCAAACGAUCGAUCGGUUUAUCAAGAAGUUUUGCAAACUAGAAUUGGCCAGAUGCAAUUACAAAUGCGGAGAAUAUCCCAGAGCACUCAUGUACCUGGAAGAUUAUAUAACGGCUAAUCCGAUAGAAUUGUCCGAACACUUGUUCUUUUUAGCCGAGAUAUAUGCUCAACUAAACGAAACGGACGGUGUAAUGGGUGUGGAGGCUUUCCAACAAACGGAACCUUCCCUAGAACAGAGAUUGCUGCCAUUAGAAGUGUCUGGAAAACUUGCCGACGCGACUUCGAUAUACGAACACAUGCCAAGACCGCUGAGACUGGAACAUAUCAGAGGGUUGAUACAGUGUUAUCUCGAUUUAGAUAAAGUAAACACCGCUCUAUAUUUAGCCGAAGGGGCGUUAGACGACCAACCGGAGUUUGGAAACAUGUUGAUCGACAUGCAGGCCGAAUCAUUGUGGAGAUUAGGAAAGUACGAUGAGUUGGAGGGGUUGCUUGAGGAUCCUAACUAUGAAAGUAACAAAAGUUGGGGGAUCCAAGUGGGACGGUCACUGAUUCAUUUAAAAAAGGGCGAGAGACCUGAAUUUAGGGCAGUGCUGGAAGCGAUAAAGAGGCAGCAAGUGGACGCGUUCGCAGCUGCUAGUCUAGAAGAAGGCGCGUACCAGCACGGAUAUGGCUAUAUUGUCCGAUUGCACUGCCUGAACGAAAUUGAGCAAGUGGAAAAGGCACUUUCCGAGCUCUUUCUGAAGCCCAACGAUAAUAACUACAUCCAAGGGAUAAUGAACAAAUUGACGAAAGAAUGGCAGUUAAGAUUCAAAGUCGUUCAAGAAUCCAUAAGGAUCGUCGAACCUAUUUUAAGCACCCGGCGAACGGUACUGGGGUUGGCAAAAAGUGUCGCAGAGACUAGAGUGGAACAUUCGGUGCCAUAUUUUGAUAAGUUACUUGGAGAGAGCUGGUUGCAGAGCGUUAGCAUUGCCAGAAUGGCCGGGGUGCAUCAGCGGGCAUACACCUACACUUUAGAUGCUGAGAAAUACGCCCCUCCCAAACUAUUUUUGGAAAAGGCCAAGCUACACUGGUUAAGAGAUGAACACGAAGAAGCUCUGCUCACCCUACGCAGGGGGUUGAACAUUUACAUUUCCGAUGGUCUCUCGAGCCAAGAAAUGAAAGAAGUUGUGGCAGCGCUAGAUUUGGAAAAAAGGAAAAUUUGUGGCGAAGCGAAACUUUUAAUAGCAACUUACAAUGACGCGAUUUGCAGCGUCGAUGUGGAAAUGAAUCUCCAACAGUACCGAGACGCUCUUGAUUUAUAUAAGGAGUGGGAAAAAAGCUUGGUCAGCUUAGCACAGUACCAAGAUAGAAUACUUCAAAGUUUUACCGAUGAAGAGAAAGACGUUAAAGCAAAUGACCUGCAAUUGCACAUAGUAAACAAUUUUGGAAAAUCGUUAAACUUCGGUACAAAUUACGUUUAUCAAUCGAUGCCUCGCCUCCUGUCGAUAUGGUUUGACUACGGCACGAGAUUUCUUGACAUAACGAACACCAACGUAAAGACAGAACGUAAACAUGUGCUUGUAAAAAUGUCGAUGCUAAUAGAUACUUUUCUGGAAAAACUACCACCUUAUAUUUUUUUAACAUCGUUCUCUCAGAUUAUUUCGCGGAUAUCCCAUCCCCAGGCGGAAGUUUAUAAAGUACUAAAAUCGAUAAUAGUUAAACUAAUGUUGCACUACCCACAACAGUGCUUGUGGAUGAUAAGUUCAGUUAUCAAGUCAAGUUAUCCAAUGAGAGCUAAGAGGUGUGCCGAAAUAUUGAACGAUUCGAGGCUUAGAACUACUGCUAUGUUGAAGCUGUUCAAAGACUUUACUAGUUUGGCGGAAAAAUUGAUAGAUUUGUGUAAUAAGGAAAUUCCUCCGGAUGUAAAUAGUACAACUGUUAGCUUGCUAGUAAAGGCUUUACCACGAAUGUUGAGCACCAAAGAUUUCAGCCAAAUUAUGAUGCCAACACAUAAGUUUCGUAAACUGAUCUUGCCAAAUCCGGAUUUUCAAAGCUCCCGUCAUAAUCCGUUUCCGAAUCAGUACGCUCACAUAAUAGGCAUUGAAGAUAAGAUAGGCGUUCUUCAAAGUUUGCAGCGACCUAGGAAAAUAACAAUGAAAGGGUCAGACGGCAAGAAAUACAUAUUUAUGCUAAAACCCAAAGACGAUCUCAGGAAAGACUUUAGAUUGAUGGAGUUCAAUGACAUUGUAAAUCACUUGCUACUGCGCGACUCGGAAGCUAGGCAAAGGCGAUUGAAUAUAAGGUUGUAUUCAGUGGCUCCACUCAACGAAGAGUGUGGCCUGAUAGAAUGGAUUCCUGAUUUGCUGGGGUUGAGACCAGUUUUGAUGAAUUUGUACAAACAAAGAGGUUUAGGUAUGACUCAGAAAGAAUUGAAGGAAGCUUGUUGCAAAAUACGAGAUCCACUGAGUAGGAAGAGGGACAUUUUUAACAAGGUACUGGUAAAGAAACACCCUCCAGUUCUCAGCGAUUGGUUUAGGAAAACUUUUCCUGAUGCUCAGACUUGGCUUAUGGCAAGGACGGGGUACAUUAGAACUACCGCCGUGAUGUCCAUAGCUGGUUAUAUAUUAGGUCUUGGAGACCGCCACGGGGAAAAUAUUCUACUGGACUCCACUUGUGGAGACGUGGUUCAUGUAGAUUUCAAUUGUUUGUUUAACAAAGGAGAGACCUUCGAGUGGCCAGAAAGGGUGCCCUUUAGGUUGACCCAUAAUAUGGUAUCUGCGAUGGGGCCGCUAGGUGUUGAAGGAACUUUUAGGAAGUCCUGCGAGUGCACCCUCCGGGUUCUACGAAGUAAUAGAAUGACAUUAAUGUCAAUAGUAAAACCUUUUGUAUAUGAUCCGCUAGUGUCUUGGCCAAGUCACGUUCCCGCAUCAGCCCAUAGCUCAGAGAGAGUGAAUGAACAAGCUCUGGAGCACAUUAAAAACAUUGAGCUACGCCUACAAGGGAAUAUUAAGACAAGGAGCCAUACUAUGUCCCAGUGUUUAUCAGUUGAAGGUCAAACUGACCACUUGAUAACUGAAGCAAUGAAUGUUGAUAACUUGUGUCAAAUGUACAUAGGGUGGGGUCCAUACUUGUGAAUUCGUCUACAGUUUGUAUUUUUAAAAAAUAUAUAUUUUCCAUAACAGGUUUUU
Cylas formicarius (sweet potato weevil) is the source of this 8254-nucleotide messenger RNA. Its product is annotated as serine/threonine-protein kinase ATR. Bases 542 to 8200 code for a protein of 2552 amino acids. Gene Ontology annotation, molecular function: protein serine/threonine kinase activity; protein binding. The record is from RefSeq and is a predicted model, not a curated record. The transcript has 20 exons. Gene Ontology annotation, cellular component: nucleus. NCBI's taxonomy places the organism in Eukaryota, Metazoa, Arthropoda, Insecta, Coleoptera, Brentidae. Gene Ontology annotation, biological process: DNA damage checkpoint signaling; telomere maintenance; protein phosphorylation.